Messenger RNA from Nilaparvata lugens (brown planthopper), 1005 nucleotides. RefSeq names its product low molecular weight phosphotyrosine protein phosphatase. Gene Ontology annotation, molecular function: acid phosphatase activity; non-membrane spanning protein tyrosine phosphatase activity. Gene Ontology annotation, cellular component: cytoplasm. The record is from RefSeq and is a predicted model, not a curated record. Gene Ontology annotation, biological process: protein dephosphorylation. The coding region runs from base 166 to 732 and encodes 188 amino acids. Lineage: Eukaryota; Metazoa; Arthropoda; Insecta; Hemiptera; Delphacidae. The transcript is spliced from 3 exons.
UGACCAUUUUUUUGGUAUUCUAGGUUUGUCUAUGUGCCCACUGCCCAGCUGAUAAGCUAACCUAACCUCCAAUUUCAAUGUCAAAACUCUUAAGUUAUUAUUUAUUUUCUCAAUUGAAAAAUAAUAAUAAUUUUAAUUAAAUAUUAUUUUUUGAAAAUCAAAAUAAUGGCGAGCAAUGUCCUAGUUGAACAAGACAGCGAGGGUAAAUCAGAACAAGACAGUAAAUCUGAGAAUAGUGCCUUGUUCAUAUGCCUGGGUAACAUAUGUCGAUCUCCCAUUGCGGAAGCUGUUUGCAAAAAGGUUGUUAUUGAUAUGAUGGUUUCGAAUCGGUGGCACAUUGACAGUGCCGCUAUCGGUCCAUGGCACGUUGGCAAUCAACCGGAUCACCGAGCCUUGAAAACCCUCAGGGCACACGGAUUAUCAACAGACCAUCUGUGCCGUCAGAUAAACAGUAACGAUUUCAGAAAAUUUGACUACAUUCUUGGAAUGGACAUAGGGAACAUAAAGGCGUUGAAUAAUAAGCGUCCAGAGGAUGCGACAGCUAAAAUACUGCUCCUUGCGUCGUUUCAUCCCAACGGAGUCAUUCUGGAUCCUGCCUAUCUCGACGAACAUGCUUUCGAAACAUGCUAUCAACAAUGUCUUAGCUGUUGUUCGGCCUUCAUUAAACAGACAAUGAAUGAAAAAAGAAAUAGUCGACAAACAUCAUUACCACAUAAGUUACCGUACACAUAAGCACGUGCCGUUAAUAAGGAUACACUUACUCUUGUUUUUCUUGAGUUAUUCUUUGCUUCGUGACUCAAGUAUCAUCACAGUAUUAUUAUUGUAAAACGCGUUAGUCUUUCAAUUGUUGAGAACAAAAUAUUAUACAUAUUUUUCCUUAUCAAUGUAGCUAUUAAGAAUUUAGGUACUACCAACACAAAAAUCUUGAGAAGUCUCUGGUAACCGAAUAUACUACUAUCAAAGAUUUUACAAAUAAUAGUUUUCAAAGAUUUGAUUGAUCCUUUU